AUGUUUGGCUACUUAUGUGAGUGGUUGCUGCUGCUGCAGCCGUUGCAGCAGCAGCUGCAGCGGUUGCUGCUGCCGCUGCAGCAGCAGCUGCAGCGGCUGCUGCUGCUGCUGCAGCAGGAGUGGCCUGCUGCAGUUGCUGCUGCUCUUGCUGCUUUUGCUGCUCAGACGCUGCUGCAGGGGCUGCCCUUUAUUUUGGGCUGCAUGCGGGACUGUUCUUCUCCUUCUUCUUUUUAUUUCCGAAGUCUGCUGCUGCUGCUGCGCCGCAGCAGCAACAGCAGCAGCAGCAGCAGCAGCAGCAGCAGCAGCUGGAAGCAGGCAGCUGGCGCUGCUCUUCUGCAGCAGCAGCAGCCCUCGAGCGCCCGCCGCUUGCUGGGGCUGAAGCAUAAAGCCCGUUUAUCUGCUGCUGCUGCUGCUGCUGCCUGCAGCAGCAGCAGCAGCAGCAGCAGCAGCAGCAGCAGCAGCCAAACUCUGGGGGGCCGGCAGCGCACCAGACCCCCCAUGACGCUCGCGCUGGACCUCGACGAAACCCUAAUCUUAGCCACGAGGAUUAAACUGUUUGCUUCGCAGCAGCGGGUGCUGAUGCGGGUCAAUUCUGUCCCCACGGCCUUCCAAGUUGCCAAAAGACCCCACGCGGAUUUCUUCCUUCAGGAGCUUUAUGGCUUAUACGAAAUUGUCAUUUACACUGCCAGCAGAAAAGAAUACGCCGACGCAGUGCUAGAUGCGACGAAUUUGCUGCUGUACGUGGACCGCGUUUUUACCCGCAGCGACUGUAUCUACACAGAGAACUUUGUGCACAUCGGGGGCUGGUGCGGCAGCGAAAGCGACGAGCAGCUGCUGCUGCUGCUGCCGCUGCUGCAUGCAUUAAGAGCAGCAAAAGACUUACUUCAGCCCGCUGCGCAAAGCCUUCAUGCCUCCCAGCAGCAGCAGCAGCAGCAGCAGCAGCAGCGGCAGCACAAGCUGCUGCAGCAACACAAGCAUCACAUCCACGACCUGAACCUGAAGGAGCAGCAGCAGCAGCAGGAGCAGCAGCAGCAGCAGCAGCAGCAUUCGCGGCUGUCUAGUUUGCCUCUGCAUGCAUUUCAAGUAUGCAAAAGGGCCUUGGGGAGGUCUAGGACAUUUGCUGCUGCUCUGCAGCAGCAAGCAGCAAAGCUGCAGCAGCUGUUGCAGCAGCAGGUGGGGCUGCGUGUUGCGGGCAGCGACUUGGCGGCCCAGCAGCAGCAGCUGCAGCAUCACCAGCAGGUUUUGCUGCAGCAUCACCAGCAGGUUUUGCUGCAGCAGCAGCAGCAGCAGCAACAGCACCGGCGACAGUGGGAGCUGCUGCAGCUGCAGCAGCUGCAGCAGCUGCAGCUGCAGCAGCAGCUGCAGCCACGGCAGCAGCAGCAACAGCAACUGUAUUUGAGGGAUCCUGGGGCUGCAGCAGGCUUUCAUGCAGUGCAGCAACGAAAGCCGAGGCUGCAGCAGCAGCAGCAGCAGCAGCAGCAGCAGCAAAAGUACCAGGAGGAAAACAGGCAGAAUUAG
Eimeria necatrix is the source of this 1518-nucleotide messenger RNA. RefSeq names its product NLI interacting factor-like phosphatase domain-containing protein, putative. The transcript is spliced from 6 exons. Bases 1 to 1518 code for a protein of 505 amino acids. The record is from RefSeq and is a predicted model, not a curated record. Lineage: Eukaryota; Apicomplexa; Conoidasida; Eucoccidiorida; Eimeriidae. Gene Ontology annotation, molecular function: phosphoprotein phosphatase activity.